Molecule: messenger RNA, 2249 nt
Organism: Exophiala viscosa
Lineage: Eukaryota; Fungi; Ascomycota; Eurotiomycetes; Chaetothyriales; Herpotrichiellaceae
Exons: 4
Coding region: 146-2041 (631 amino acids)
Source: RefSeq, a predicted model, not a curated record
UCUCGAGGUCGGCAUGUCCUCGUGAAGCUGAUUAUAGUAUAUCCCCUGCACUAUUAUGUGACUGUUCCAUCUGCUUGCUUGUCACUAAACCCAGACGAGUGACAGAGAAGGCAAAGUCCACUAGCGAAUCAAGAACAGCUUCAACAUGUCUCCAGGAUUGACACACAAUCGCCCCAUCCGGAUUGGAGGCGCUUCGGGAGGAUUUUCUGAUAGACGGCAUGCUAUUCCCCGCAUGGCACGUACCGCCGAGGUCGAUGUCAUUGUCGGCGACUGGCUUGCAGAGAUGACCAUGACCGAGCACGGCGUGGGAAAGCACCGACGUCUUGCCACUGGCAAGAGCCAAGACCCAAAGCAAUCGGCCCUCGCCGACCAGCUCCAGGAUGCUCAAUUCUCAGUCAACUUUCUCGACUGUUUUGAACCGGCUAUCCCUGAUCUCAAACGCAACAAGAUCAAGCUCGCCGUCAAUGCUGGAUCCUGUGACACAGAGAUUCUCGCCCAUUUGGUCAAGCAAAUGUGCGAGAAUGUAGGCCACCCUAUGAACGUGGCUUGGGUUGAAGGCGACGAUGUCAUCGACAGGAUCAAGGAACUUUCUGCUAAUGGCGAGAAGUUUCGCAGUCUCAAUCGCGGCAAAGAUAUCAAUCUGGAUGCAUGGGGAUUCGAGCCUAUAUCUGCCCAAGCCUACCUCGGCGGUCUCGGCAUCGCGGAGGCAUUUCGACAAGGAGCGGACAUCGUCAUCUGCGGCCGUGUGGCCGAUGCUGCCCCAACUGUCGGCGCUGCUGCCUGGUGGCAUGGCUGGAAUGCCGAUAACAUCCAUGAGCUGGCUGGAGCUCUAGUUGCUGGUCACUUGAUCGAAUGCUCUGGUUAUGUAACUGGUGCCAAUUACUCCGGGUUCAAGAAGAUGCUGCGCGCCAACAAACAUCUCGACAUGGGCUUUCCCAUUGCCGAGGUCGACUACAACGGAGAAUGUGUCGUCACCAAGGAGAAAGACACAGGAGGACUAGUGGACGUGGGCCUGGUGACUUCGCAGCUCAUCUAUGAAAUCCAAGGUCCCUUGUACUACAACUCUGAUGUGACCGCCGACAUUGAGAAUGUCCAGGUGGAGGAGCUCGAAGAGAACAGAGUAAGGUUCUGGGGUGUCAAGGGUCUUCCACCUCCUCCUACCACUAAGGUCGGUAUCACCGCCAAUGCGGGCUGGCAGGCGGAGUACCACGUCUUUUUUGUCGGUCUAGACAUGGAAGAGAAGGCACGGUGGACCGAAGAACAUGUGCGGGAAUCCUUGGGCGAUAUGGCCGAGAAGCUGUCUUUGUUGAAGUUCCACCUAAACGGUACCUCGCCCGUGGAUGCACCGAAUCAAGACGCAGCGACCGUGGAUUUCAAGAUAUUCGCCCAAGGCCGAGACUAUGAAAUGUUCGACAUGGAGAAUCCCCACAGCUUCGGACGUAAGACCAUGGUUUGCAUACUUGAAAGCGCUCCGGGUGCCUCACUCAGCAAUGACCUCCGCCAGAUCGUUCCGAAACCAUUCCAAGAAUACUACGUGGCCUUGUUCCCGCAAUCUUCAAUCAACCACCGCGUCCACCUCUUAUACGAUGACAGUCGGAUCAUUGACAUCGAUGCGCCCAAGAACACCGUCACGCAUCCUCGUCAGCAAAAAUCCUACGAGACUAGCGACCCGAUAGAUCUUUCUCAAUUCGAGACCGUCCGGGCGCCGCUAGGUCACGUUGUCAUGGGCCGCAGUGGCGACAAAGCCACAGAUGCUAAUGUCGGCUUGUUCGUUCGUCACGAUGAUGAGUGGGAUUGGCUUCGUACUUUGUUGUCCACGGACAAGAUCAAGGAAAUGCUACGGGUAGAGUACAAGGGAAAACCCAUCGACCGGUUCGAGUUGCCUCAUUUGAAGUGCGUGCAUUUCUUGCUCCACGAUCAUUUGGAGCGUGGUUACUCCUCCACCUCGACUUACGACACCUUGGGAAAAAAUGUGGUCGAGUUUCUGCGCGCAACUACUGUGGAUGUCCCUAAGAAGUUUUUGGAUAGGGGCAAGAUCUAGUUAAAAUCUCUUUUGAAGUCCUCAUCAGAGAUGAGGUCAAUGGGCAGGAAUAUAUAUACAUGCUCACGCAUGUGAACUUCAAAGAAUCUCCAUACUUCCCCCCAUUUUGCGGCAGCCACCGCCGCGUCAUACAUCAUACAUCACCCACGAUUCAUCCAUUUUCCCCACAACCAGCAUAAUGAUCGGAAACGUCUUGAUGCAGAGCAGG